UUUUGAGGUUAAAUGUGUAAACUAAACAAAAACACUGGGAGUUGUCGCUAAAUCUUAAAAGUUUUAAAAGUCUCCAAACGUCAUCGAAAAUGGCAAAACAUUUCAUUUGUAUCAGCAAGUUUCCCUUUGUGUCAUAUUGAAAACACUGACGGAGCACUGACCUCUGGAAAAUAUGCUCAGUUCACCCUCCAAACGGGCAGCAUCUCCAGAGAUUAUUCAGGAUGAAUGUCGUGCCCUCUUGCAAGAUCUGAGGCAAACAAUUGAAACACAGCUCAUAAGCCAAGUGUCAAAUGUUUGGAACAUUUUUGGUGGUCUCAACCGACUACAUCCUGUUGUUUUGAAAAUAUUUAAACACCGAUCUCGAGUCUUUAAUCAAGGGGGCGAGCCUGACUUAUGGAGUUUUAUUCAAGGACUGAGCUGGUUGCAGCCUUGUCUUGCUGCCUCGCCAUCGUUCGUGCCAUCUAAGAAAAACAUGUACCUUGCCCCUAGUCCAAGCCGCCAUUAUGACAAAGCCUCAGCCUGGGUUUACAAAAGUCUUGAGGCUCACAACUUGUCCCAGAAAUUAAGUUGGUUGCUGUCUGAUAGGGAGCAUAUCCUAUCUCACUACGAGCCAAACGCUUUUUUAGCUCAAUUGCAGUAUAGUGAAGCAAUGCUGAUUUGUUUAAGAGCCCUUGAACAAAAUCAAAUUUCGUUUCUAGCUGAUAUCAAUUCUUCUUUGUACCUCCUGCCAAAACGUAGCAUCCAGCUCAUCAGCAAAACUCAUCGUCGAUGUUCUUCCUCACCAGAAGUAAUCGCUAACAGCAAAACUACGUGGUCAGACACAAAAAAACACAAGCCAAUCCCAUCCAUCAAAGAACCAGAUGCAAAUUUGAAUCUAAUAUCAGCAGUAAAGUUAGAAAAUAGCAAUAGCGUAGAGUCCAGGUUGAUCUCAAAUAGUGUAGAGUGUUUCAGAAAUCAAAGCGGAGAUUCAGAACCUAUUCAUAAGUCUCCGGAUUUGCCCCUAUGUGAAGUAGGGCACCAAGCUCUAAAGAAGUCUUCUAGUUUACCAAAUUUAUUUAGGAUUCAUGAUUUAUCAGGCUCUUUGUCUGAGUCAACAUCUAAAAAAUUCUCAAAGCCUCGAAGUGUCACUGUCCCCAACUCACCAUUGAAAACUACAUUUGCAAGUCCUGGAAAUAAUGCCUUGUCUCCAAGCCUCUUGUUUGUUGACUACAAAACGGUAGAUUUUGACCGAACAAUAGAAAGCUUUAGAAAAUAUCAUGAAAAUGGAAAAGUGAAGUCAAACAUAAAAUCACGAGAACGUAAGAAAGACGCACACGCAGUUGAUAUUAAUCUCUACAAAAAGAACCACAAAAAAAAUCAGCGGCCGCUGAAUCUUCCAAAUCGGAUUUGGGAAGAAUCAGAUGAUGACACCAACAGUAUUUAUUCUGAUAAGCUUUCAUUCAGUUCGUACUCUACACUGUCUUCAAAUGUGACCCAAAAGAAGAGUUUUCUAGAGGAUGCAGGCAAAUCUAUCAAACAUAUGAAGUCAGGAUACUCUUUCCCGAAGCCUGCACAAGGACAAAGUCUGUUCAGCUUUUUGGCAUCCAGUCCAUUUGGUAAAGGAGAUGCAGAACUGGACCGCGAGAAUGCGCAUUUUAGUGUGUCUGAUGCUAUGAUUGCAGCAAUUGAACAAGUUAAGUGUAAUCGAGACUUCAAUUUAGCAGAGGAGGCUGUUGAUGAUAGUGACGAAGAAAUUAAUCAUCUGAAACAAAGGAUUCGGCUGCGAAGGAAACAAAAGAAUCAGGAGCGAACCAAUCUCUCAAUUACCACUUUCCUGGUUAAUGAUGCUAGAACAGACACCACAACCACCGAUCAAAGCUAUAGUCCUAUCUCUACCUCUCCAUGCUCUUCCUCAGAAAGUAUUUCCUCUGAUGGGGGUGUUGAUCUUGAUGUGGAACAAGUCGGAAACUUGAUGGACAUAAAUCAGUCAGGUUUGUCCAUAUCUUUGGGAUCUUUGUACUCAGAAGCAGAACUUCAGCGUCCGUCACCACCAAACCAAGGGGAGUCUGUCAAAAGUGCUGAGAAUGUUGCUUUAUCUCUUCUAAAACGAUUUAAAAAGAAACAGUUACCAGCUGCCUCUGAAUUGGAGUGGCUAAUUUCAGAACAAGAAGUACCGCAGCAGCUGUUACCAUUACCAAACAGUUGGCCUGUUAGUCCUGACGAUGCUGAGGAUCAAGAUAUGACCAGCGCCACACAAUUGCGAGGGACGACCGAAUGGGCGCCUCCUCGUUCUCAUAUUAUAUUUACCCUCCAUCCCCCACCUGUGAGGCGAGUUUUAAUGGUGAAACAGAACUACAGGUGUGCUGGUUGCGGUGCCAAAGUAGAACCAAAGUACAUUAGGAAAUAUAGAUACUGUGAAUACUUAGGACGUUAUUUUUGUACAAGUUGUCACACAAACCAAACAGCAAUUCUUCCUAGUCGAGUGCUUAACAAGUGGGAUUUCAGCAAGUGCCUAGUUUCAGAUUUUUCCUUUCAUCUCCUUGAACAAAUGAAUAGUGACCCUCUGUUCAAUGUUCAGGACCAAAAUCCAAAUCUGUUUCGAAAAGCACGUGGCCUGGAAAGAACGAGACAGCUUAGGUGGCAGUUAUGUUUGAUGAAAGCCUUCUUGAUCACCUGUAGAUUUGCUACAAAUGUACAAAAUUUAAUGAAAGAUGUGCCUUCUCAUAUAAUUGAUGACCCAGAUCUGUAUUCCCUGGAGGAUCUGACACAAGUCAAGAGUGGAGAUCUUCCGACAAGGUUGAAAGAUUUGGUGGAUGUUGCAUCGGAGCAUUUAUCUGAUUGUCAGCUGUGUCAAGCUCGAGGAUUUAUCUGCGAGCUGUGCCAGAGUGAUGAAAUCAUCUUUCCCUGGCAGUUGAACAAAGUGUUCCGCUGUAAACACUGUGGAGCUUGCUAUCAUAUCAAGUGCUUUUCGUCAGCUACCUCCUGUCCACGAUGUGAGAGAAUUUCCCUUAGAAAGAAGCAAAAAAUUGUCACUAAUGAUUCAGCAUCCUGAUCUUGUGUUACUACCCAGCCGUUUAUCUGUGAUACUCCUCAAGACCCCAGACCUGAACAGUUCACAAAGUCUGGCCAAGAAUCUCGUAAUAAAUUAGGAAAUAUGAGGGAAUUUUUCUCAAAUCUGCUCAGUUGGGAUUUCAAAUUUUGAAGGUCCUAGGAGGAGUCUGAAUUCAAUUAGUGUAAGUUAUCAAUAAUUUUGUAAAUACCAAGCUCAGAAAUUGCUCAAACCUUAGUGAAUGGCGCAAGUGCUAAAAAGUAUAUUGGAAAAGUAUAUUUUUCAAAACUCCCUAGUAGCAUUGGCUGUUUAAAGAAAUUUCAAGAACUCUUGAAUAAAACUGUAGAAUCCAUGUGAGGAAACCCUUUUUGUUUUUUAAGUAAAAAUGCCUCCUUAAAUUUCCUCAAGUUUUCAUCUUUUUAUUUAAGUAAAUUUGAACACAAAUUUUACAUAAAAUUUAAUUUUUGUGUUUCCAGCAUCAAUGUGGAUCAUUUUUAGAAUUCAACAAAAAUUUGAUGCUAAUUUUUUCAUUACUUUCUUUAAUGUUUUCAUUCUUACUUUACGUGAUGAAGAACCAAAUGAAUUUCCAUCUAGAACUAUACAAACAAAAUUUAAGAAUUUUUUUUUUUCUGUCCAAAUUUAACAGUCAGUGCUUCUAAGGUUAAAUACCGUGUUUUUAUUCAUCAUAACUUUAAAUAAUGGUUAAAACUUCAGUUAUUGCCCGGCCUUAACUUAUGUAUGCAGCCUAGAAUUAGUUUGUAAGUCAAAUUUGAUUCAUACUUUUGAUGUUUUAUUUCUCUCUGUGGUGCAAAUUAUCAGAGCAGUAUUAUUCCGUUUUUAUGUUCACCUACCUAAUUUUUCAAUUUUAUUCCAGCUAUUUUUAGUUCCGGCAGUAAUUUUAUACUUAAUGUGCAACGUUUUUUCUGCUCUAAAAUGUUCUCAUUAUUGGAGGAAAAUAUCUCACUUCAAUUAGAAACCUCAAACAUCUCCAAAAGUGAGUGAGGAGUAAGGUACAACAGAUUUCAAUGUAAAACAUCACAUGUUUCACAACCCUCUCAUGAAAUUUUGUGUCAGUAUAGGUAAAUUUCUUUUAGAGAUUGAUCAGUUAGGAAAUAGGAGAAUUUCUAUCAUGUUUCAAAUACUGCAGAUAAUUCAGCAUCAAAAACAAUAAAAAUCCAGACUUUUCAAAUUUGUUGCAAGUUCUUCUUAAAAGUGCACAAAUUUGAAAUAUAGUUAACAUCUAGGAACUUUGAAUCUGAUGCCUGGUAUGUCUCCUUGGUGUUCUCAGAACUGCGUCCUUAAUUUUUUAUGCCAAAAAAAAUUUCAUCGAAAAUCUAAGAAGAGUUUGCCUCUGCCUUGCCUCCUCUGAAGGUCUUAAGGAAUGUGACCUCCCCUAAAGGAACUGCCUCAUGAAAAAAUCAAACAAAUGUUUCACUACUACUUACUUUUUAAUACCCAAUUUCACUUAUCAUAUUUAGUCAUCAUAUUUAGUCUUUUAUUAAAACUACAAGACAAUCUGAAGAACUUAUGCACACUCACAUCAUUUUAGAAGAAAACACGUCUUUUAUCAGAUGAACUUUGAAUUGCCACUAUUUUCAUGUGUCUUACGGCUAUGUAUGAUACAUAUAUUAUCUCAGAAAGAUGAAAAGUCUCAAUUCAAUAUUUGAAGAGCGUUUGCAUCAAAAGAUAUUCGAAAAUAAUUGCUCUUAAGAAAACUUUUGUCUCCAUUCAACUUUUUGUUUUAAUUGCCAUUGACUCGCUAAAUCUGGCUUUAAUGUGUGAAGCGAUAUCUAGUUUCUGCACUUUAACUCGCAGCAUUUUUAUAUGCCAUGUUUAAGAUGUUUUGCAUUUUGAGUGUUUUUGUUCAUGUGCUCAGUGCUUAAGAAUUAAUACUACCUUAAUUCUGUUAAGUAGAUGCUCUUUGUUACCCCACAACUGUUAUGUUUUAGUCAUUCGAAUGCCUCAAGCAAAUGGAUUCGUAUCAAAGGAAGGUGGGUAUGAAGAGAAGAUGAAAUAACCAGUUUUAGUCCUAAAAUUAGUCUUUAAGCUUAUCAAAUGUCAUGAGACUAUUCUAUGAAAGUAGUCAGGGCUGUAGAAAAUGAAUACGAACUACGGAGGUUCAAGACAACUGAGCUGGUGCAAUUCACAUUAAUAGUCAAAUGAAAUCUAUGAGCUUUAGGAAUGAUCAAGAUCACUGGCAUAAUCUGUUUUAUAGAAAAUUAUGCCAUUAUAGGCUAGUCAUAUUCUACAGAAAACAGUUCCAAUUUGUACGUUAGGAAGACUUUUCUUUAAAAACUCUCUGGGAGCUACCCAUUGUUCAUGCCGAACUAGUUUGUUGAACUGCUCAAUCCUGCUCAGUUCUGUUUCAACUGUCCAAUCUAUUGUUUUGAGAAAAAAAGAUCAGAGUUGUGCCAUUAGUUCUUGUACAUGGAAAAGCAAUGACGAGGGCUUCAAUCAAUUGCCACUAUUAGAAAACAAAUUUUGGUUUGCAAUUAGCGUAAAGAGUUGCAUGACAGGAGCAACUAGACCAAACUAAUCUUGCAUAACAGCAAAACGCAUUUGAUGGCAAAAUAAAGGACUGCUGUAGGCUGUAGACUACUCUCACUAGGAACCAAUGAAGGGAUUAAUGGAAGCCAAAUCUGGGUGUAAGUCACUAUAAGCAUUCAAAUAAAAUCCUAAGUAAAGAAUAUAAACCAAAGAAGAUUGAGAGGAGGUAAUAAUGAAUUGAAAAGAAGGAAGUAAAAGUUGGAACCUAGCGUAGGUCUCUCUACAUGUUCGUCUCACAUCUAAUUCUUAUUGUAAUUAAUCUAAAAAUGAGCGCUGUAGUGGCACCUAAUCUUUACUAGUCCAAUUAUUUUAGCACUGAACAUUUUUGUAUGAAAUCUUGUGCCAUGUAGAUACUGAAAAACUGCAUCAUCUUCAUCUCUUUCCAUUUAGUACAAAUAACUAAUUUUUUAGGGUAGGUUUAGUGGUUGGUUUUUCUUUCUGAAUACCUAUAAUUUAACCAUACUGCUCCGUUAAGGAAGAGCACAGUGCCUAAUUUACUUAAAUGUUGCCUCAAUUACAUGGUGUCUCAUGGACCAGUCCCAUGUUUAUCCUUGUUUUUCAUGUGUUAAUAUUUUCUUUUUAUUUUUGCAUAAUUUUGUUUUUAAAUGGGAAGGAUAAGAAUAAGAUUUUAAAUUGAUUCCACUUAUCGAUGGCUAAAGUACAAAACUGUCUAUCUCUGUUUGCGACAUUUCAGACUUCUCGUCAUACUUGAUUUUUUUUUUUUUUUUCGAAAACUAGUCAAUAUAAUUCCUUGAAAACUUCCUUGAUUUUUUCUCAUCUGUCAGCGAAAUAUUCCACGUGAAUAUCAAGCUAUAAAUUUGGCUUACUUCUCAGCGAAAAAAUGAAGUAAGAGAGGAAAUUUUUGAACACAGGAGUGGUGAUUCGUGGUCUUGCACUUUGGCUGUCGAUGUGGUAAAUACCUAUUCACCUCUAAUAUAGUGUGCUCUUUCAUACCAGUCUAGAAUACUGAUCAAAGAACUUGGAAGCCUCUGCUCCUAAAAUGUUUGAUUGAUCUAUCAAAUAGUGCAGACUAGCUUCUUUUGCUUAACUUAUAUAGUAUUACAAAAUAAUUUUUAGCAAAUGCCUUCAGCUCCCAGCUGAAUUUUAAGCUUUUGUUUAUAAAGAAGACUUUUUAGCUAUUUUGUUAAAUAUAUCUUCUCUAGAAGCUAUUGAAAUGUCCCCAGCUUAAAUUUCCAGAGUCAUAAUUUUUUUCUCUGUGACAAAAGUUUAGGUCCUCAAAUUCACAUAUGUAUUUAACUAUUGAUUUAUCUUCAUUACUUUUGUUCUGUGUUAUCUUGUGAUAAGUAUUUCAUUGAAAUUUUUGACGCAGAGUUUAUUACUUGUUACACUGAAAUUACAAAUUUAUUGGAUUAGAGCAGUGUUUUCUGCUUUCUCUAUGUUGCUGUGAUAAAAAUUUUGUUUCGUGUACUGACGGAUUCUGAGCCCUUUCAGACCCAAUAGGAGCGACCUAUAGGUUUUUAGGAAGCAAAAUGUGAGGCUCUAUCUUCUAUGAAAAAGUAACCAUGAGAGAACUCUUUAAUGUUAACCAUCAGAGUUACUGUAACUGGCGAAUUGAGCUGUUGUUAGGCCUUGUCCAGAACUCAGUUCGCAGAACUUUUUCCCCGAACAAGUUUUAGCUCAGCUAAAACCUUAUUCCUUCAAACCCUGGAACUUCCCCGUACUCCAAGCUUCUGUUUCUUUUUUUGUGAAUUCGUUUGUUUUUGUUUUAUAUGUCCUUUACGUCUUGACAUUUGUUUUUGUUAAUCCCGUGGCCGCAGUAAUCUAUUAUUUUGCAAUAAUUGUACAGAUUUUUCGAAGUUCCGGUGAACUGGUGUAGACAGCAUCCCUCAUUUUAAAGGAACAAGUUUCGGGAAACGUCGAAUAAGUUCCUGGAACUGGGCUCGUGUGGACAGGGCCUAAUUUAUGUCUGCUCUUCUGCCACUUGGAAGAUGCAAUUAGGUUGCAAAAUGCUGUAUAGCGCUGUAAAAGCAAUCGCUCUUUACUUAUCAAAAAACAAAAGAUGGUCAUGUUUUCUCUUCAAAUUUUUAUGCAGAAAAUUAUUCACACAAAAGGAAGAUGGGAAAUCAACUUUUAAAGAGGGUGGAUGCAGUUGACCUAGUUGAAUUGCAAAAACACGAAGGAUGGCAUUCAAGUGCCAUUCGAUCAUUGUUGGUGUAUCACCCAAGAGUUGAUUUUCUAACUUCCGUUCGUGAGAAUUGCUUUUUAUAUGGAACGUAGAAUUUUGAAAAUGAAGCACAUACUUAAUGUGCUUUGAUUCAUACAUGCAGAGUGACCGGUUAUUGCGGGUCUGAAAGGGCUACAUGCCACUCUUUGGAAACAAUGAUGCAUUAUGGCUUCAUUAAAGCGAAAUUCGUACAAUUUUUUCA
This is a messenger RNA of Bemisia tabaci, 7962 nucleotides long. It is a transcript of the gene Rubicon, whose product is annotated as run domain Beclin-1-interacting and cysteine-rich domain-containing protein rubicon. NCBI's taxonomy places the organism in Eukaryota, Metazoa, Arthropoda, Insecta, Hemiptera, Aleyrodidae. The record is from RefSeq and is a predicted model, not a curated record. Gene Ontology annotation, molecular function: phosphatidylinositol phosphate binding. Gene Ontology annotation, cellular component: intracellular membrane-bounded organelle.